ACAAUCAAAAUAUAACUCAAGCGAUGACAAAGUCUAUUUUGAGGUAAAAUCAGACCCUGUAUGUCGAUGUUAAUAUAAACACCAUAAAUGGCUCUGACCAAACGCAGCUACUGAACUGCGCAUGCGUACAGAGCUUUUCUUGCAGGGUCAUGAACUCUGACCCUCCCAUCAGCUGCAGCAAAUCUUUAAAAUAUUAAUUUAUCAAAAGGCAAUACGUUUGUGACAAAUCAAAUUUUGACAAGCAAAAAAAUGUCAAUAAAAUAAAAUUACCACUGUGUGCGAAUGAAAGGUUCUCAAAGGAGAAACGAGUUAGCUGUAGAACAGGAAGGAAGGCAGAGGGUCCACAGUGAGGAAGCUGCUGUGCUAUCGAGUAGCAAACAGCUAAUUUAGCUCGUUAGCUGUGUCGUCCAUAGUCCAGUGAAAUAUUGACUGGUGUGGUUGCCUCAUGGGGCACUGAUGUGAAGGACUGUUAAAGAAGGCGUCUGCAGUAUUAGAAUGGAUGGGCAGUCUCAAAGGAUUCAGCUUGUCUCAGCAGAUGACAGCAUGGCUUUAGGACAUCGAAUCCAGAUUGUAACUGAUCAGCAGACUGGACAGAAGAUCCAGAUUGUCACAGCACUUGAGCCGUCCUCUCCUGGAAAGCAGCAGUUCAUUUUAGCAAAUGCCGACUAUUCGCCCAGUGGAAAGGUAAUUCUGGCCAAGCAGGAAGGCUCCCCAAACAAAGUCAUUCUUGCUGCUUCAGACGGAUCUGGGGUUAACCAGCUGCUGUUUACUUCUCCUGAACUGGCUGGACAGCAGAUUCAGUUUGUGACUGAUGGCUCAGAUCAGUCUUCUAUCAAAUCUAUUAUAGAGUACUGCGUAGUCUGUGGAGAUAAAGCCUCAGGGCGCCAUUAUGGAGCGGUCAGCUGUGAGGGUUGUAAAGGUUUCUUCAAACGCAGCAUAAGGAAGAACCUGGUGUACACGUGCAGGGGCUCAGGAGAUUGUUCCAUUAACAAGCUACACAGGAACCGCUGCCAGUACUGCCGGCUGCAGCGCUGUAAAGCUCUGGGCAUGAAACAGGACUCUGUGCAGUGUGAAAGAAAGCCUGUCGAAGUUUCACCCAGAGAAAGACCUACAAAUUGUGCAGCAUCCACAGAAAAGAUCUACAUUCGAAAGAACCUUUGUAGCCCACUGGCUGCCACACCAACUUUUGUAUCCGACAAGGAAACUGCACGGUCUACAAGCUUGCUAGAGUCCAGCAUGUUGCUCAACAUCCAGCAGCCCUUCCCCAAGCUGGAAAACAACAUUUUGAUUCCAACUUCCCCUGACAAGGAUGACCUAUCUCAAGGAGAUCUUGGUACCCUGGCAAACGUGGUUACGUCUCUUGCCCACCUCAACAAAACCAGAGAACUGAGUGACAGUGGGAAUGAUGUGAUGGGAGCUGAAACACUUAGCAAUGGUGACAGCUCAAUGACAGACAUUCAAGGCGACGAUCAGACUGCAAAUGAUAUCACAAGAGCUUUUGACACGUUGGCCAAAGUUCUCCACCCUGGUGACGGCUCAGCGGAGUCGUUGGAAACAACAAUGCACCUGAUGUCGGCAGACCAGUCGGGUCCUUUGGUGGAGCUGGACGGACCUUUGCUCUCGGACGGCCAUAUUCCUUUCAAACUUAUGAUGCCUUUGCCUGUGCCAGAGUACCUCAAUGUCAACUAUAUUUGUGAGUCGGCGUCCCGGCUACUUUUUCUCUCAAUGCACUGGGCGCGCUCCAUACCUGCCUUUCAAACCCUUAGUGGUCAAGAUAAUGACAUUAACCUGAUGAAAGCCUGUUGGAAUGAACUCUUUGCCCUGGGUCUGGCGCAGUGUUCUAAUGUUAUGAAUGUUAGUACCAUCCUAAGUGCUAUUAUCAACCAUCUGCAGACCAGCUUACAGGAAGACAAGUUGUCUCCAGAGAGAGGAAAACUAGUAAUGGAGCACAUAUGGAGGAUGCAGGAGUUCUGUAACAGCAUGUCCAAACUGUCCCCAGACUCUUAUGAAUAUGCCUACCUCAAAGCCAUUGUGCUUUUUAGUCCGGAUCACCCGGGCGUAGAGAAUAUCCCCCAGAUUGAGAGUUUCCAGGAAAAAGCCUACAUGGAGCUGCAGGACUACGUUACAAGGACGUACCCAGAAGAUUCUUAUCGGUUAUCCAAGCUGUUGCUGCGUCUUCCGGCCCUCAGGCUAAUAAGUGCAGCUGUCACGGAGGAGCUGUUUUUCGCUGGGCUCAUUGGCAACGUGCAGAUUGACAGCAUCAUCCCUUAUAUCCUCAAAAUGGAAUCCACUGACUAUAACAGCCAAGGAGUUUCUGGCAUCUGACAAACUGAGCCAUUUGUCAAAAGCACUAUUGGAUUGUAAAAGCUCGACGGUUAACUGUUCGGAGAACCCAUCAAACCAGUUUGCGAAUGGUUAUAACACACAAUGACUCAUUGUCCUUUCUGGAUUUCUGUUUUCCCCAACAUCUGACUUUCCUGUAACUAAAAUAUAGAGCUCAGCUCAUGAAGGACAAACCAGAUCAACACAAUCCGGAGUCAGUCCUUGAAACCUGCAAAGCAGAUUUUUUUAGCUUUUUAUUGAAUAGUAUGCGUCAUAGCCAUCAAGCAUUUUCUUUUUCCUAAGAUGUUUGUACUUUGAAUGAAGCAGCAUGUUUAUUUUUUAUCAGCUUCUCCUAAAUGGCAAGGCUUUUUUAUUUUAAAGUAACCAUGAGGGGGGGGAUAUGAAUUGAUUUGUGAGACGUUAUCACUUGAAUUUCUUAUUUGUUUUGUCAGUCCAAAGGAUUGACAGCAUUACUUGUCAAAUAUUUGGCAUCAUGGUUCUGAAUGACCUGUAUAUAUAUAUUUGUAUAUAAAAUACAACAAGAAGGUUAUAAAAAAAACAGCAUCUGGUAAUUUGUGGAUUACAUCGUUUUGGAUAAUGUGACUGGAAAAAGAUGAUCAUGUCAUUUGAAAAUAAAUAAUAUUUCAGUGA
This is a messenger RNA of Austrofundulus limnaeus, 2973 nucleotides long. It is a transcript of the gene nr2c1, whose product is annotated as nuclear receptor subfamily 2, group C, member 1. Gene Ontology annotation, biological process: regulation of DNA-templated transcription. The transcript is spliced from 14 exons. The coding region runs from base 496 to 2325 and encodes 609 amino acids. NCBI's taxonomy places the organism in Eukaryota, Metazoa, Chordata, Actinopteri, Cyprinodontiformes, Rivulidae. The record is from RefSeq and is a predicted model, not a curated record. Gene Ontology annotation, molecular function: zinc ion binding; DNA-binding transcription factor activity; sequence-specific DNA binding.